This is a messenger RNA of Austrofundulus limnaeus, 907 nucleotides long. It is a transcript of the gene maip1, whose product is annotated as matrix AAA peptidase interacting protein 1. The transcript is spliced from 5 exons. Bases 32 to 736 code for a protein of 234 amino acids. NCBI's taxonomy places the organism in Eukaryota, Metazoa, Chordata, Actinopteri, Cyprinodontiformes, Rivulidae. Gene Ontology annotation, molecular function: ribosome binding. Gene Ontology annotation, biological process: protein insertion into mitochondrial inner membrane from matrix. Gene Ontology annotation, cellular component: mitochondrial inner membrane. The record is from RefSeq and is a predicted model, not a curated record.
ACCGGAAGUGACAGAAAGCAGAGGGAACAAAAUGGCGCUGUCCUUGUUGAGAUGUCAUUCUAGGCUGAACUCAGCUUUUAGUUUCACUCGGUUGGUUUUAAACCAAAAUGUGGCGCUGGCCCGGUUCUGUAGAACCCGGCCGGGGGCGUCCAUCACGGCGGGACGGCUCUACAGCUCGCAGAAGAAACUAAGUAAGGUCGUGGUGUUCAGCUUCACCAACCCACUGUUGUGGUUCCGGACUCGGGUGUACUACCUUCUGAUCAAAGCCUACUUCGAUAAGGACUUCAGCAUCAAGGAGUUCACAGAAGGAGCGACGCAGGCCUUCUCUCAUGUGUCCGGCCUUCUGUCUCAGUCUCAGUUCGAAGCUCUGAACGGACUCGUAGCUGAAGAUCUGAUCGGGAAGCUGGAGCAACAGUGGAGCUCCCUGCCGCCCAGCUGUAAGAAGGCUCUGUCCGCGGGUCCUGAAGGCAUCGUCAGCACCACCCUGAGAGACGUGGGCAUCUUCUACGACAACGACAGGAAGUUCGUCAGGAUCCUGAUGCACUUCUGGUACCUGGCGAGCGCCUCGCUUCCUGAAGAUCUGGCACUUAAUGGAGUUCACGUGUCUGCAGGGACAGAUGAUGAAGAACCCAAGCGACUCCGCUGUGCCAUUUACGAAUUCCAGAGGGAGUUCACCCAAGGAGUGGCUCCAGUCUGGACCAUCACCAGGAUAGAGUACUCCAAACUUUUGAGUUAGUUUGGAUUUAAAGCAGCGAACUGAAGAACUCUCCUGUGUUUUGGUUUGAAUAAACGGAGUUUAUUCCUCCUGAGAGCGGGAGACGGGACAACUCCAGGCUGGACGAUGACUGGAAGGAACCACAGUGGAUCUGAAUGUUGGAUAAAUAAAUAUUGUUUUUUUAUGUUUAAA